Molecule: messenger RNA, 1275 nt
Organism: Ornithorhynchus anatinus (platypus)
Lineage: Eukaryota; Metazoa; Chordata; Mammalia; Monotremata; Ornithorhynchidae
Gene: RASL12
Product: RAS like family 12
Exons: 5
Coding region: 81-875 (264 amino acids)
Molecular function (GO): GTPase activity; GTP binding
Source: RefSeq, a predicted model, not a curated record
CCACACGGCCGACAAGUGGCGGAGCUGGGAUCAGAACCCGCGACCUUCUGACUCCCGGGCCCGGGCUCCAGCCGCUAGAUAUGGUGUGCAGCCAGAAUCACCCCAGCCUGGCACCUCCCCGGGUUUCCCUCAUCCCGGCUCUGCCACUGGUCUGCUGCGUGACCUUGGCUCUGACGGUGAAGUUUCUCACCAGGCGGUUCAUCAGCGAAUACGACCCGGAUCUGGAAGACACCUACACCUCUGAAGAGACCGUAGACGGGCAACCGGUCCUGCUAAAGGUGAUGGACACGGCCGACCAGGACGUGCCCGUGAGCUGCGAGCGUUACCUGAGCUGGGCUCACGCGUUCCUGGUGGUCUACGGCAUCGACGACAAGGGCAGCUUCGAGGGCUGCCGGGGUUAUCUGGACAUCAUCGCCCGGCACGCCAAGGAGGCCCGGCGGAGGCCCCGUCCCGUCCUGCUGCUGGGGAACAAGCUGGACCUGGAGCAGUACAGGCAGGUCACCAAGUCGGAGGGCGCGUCCCUGGCCUCCAGGUUCGGCUGCCCGUUUUUCGAGGUCUCGGCCUGCCUGGAGUUCGAGGCCGUGCAGCGCGUGUUCCACCAGGCAGCGCGCGAGGCCAGGAGGGGGAUGAGGCCCAGCCCCCCGGCCCGCCCGCUCUUCAUCUCCGAGAACGAGAAGCCCUGCCCGGCCCCGCCCGGCCCCACCCCCGCCCCGCACGGCCUGGCCAGCUGCACCUUCAACACGCUGUCCACCGUCGGCUACAAGGAGAUGCCCUCCGUGGCCCAGGCCAAGCUGGUCACGGUCAAGUCGUCCCGGGCCCAGAGCAAGCGCAAGGCCCCCGCGCUCACCCUGCUGAAAGGCUUCAAGAUCUUCUGAGGGGCCGAGUCCGGCCCGGCCCCCGCCCCGACUCUGGCCCUGACCUUGACCCCGGCCCGGACCCCGGCCCGGACGGCGUGGGGCAGGGAGCCUCCGGUCACAUCGCCGGCCCCCCCCCCCCCCCCGGGACCCCAGGCUUGGGGGAGAGGCUCCUUGCUGGCCCCGGUGUUGGGGGUCAGGGGUCACUGCCUCUGCCUCCGAGUGACUGACCCCCCCCCCCCUCGCUCUCCCCCUCCCAUUGCCGCCCAGUUCUAGGCAAGGGCCGCAUCCCUUCUCUCUGCCGUGCUGAGCGUCGGACGGGGAGGCGGUCGGGUGCGGGGGCGAGCCGGCCGAGCCGGGAGGCCCGUGACCCUCCCCUGCGGUGGCCCGAAGCCCUCGGGGGAGCCACCGGAGGCUAAAA